CUAAUGAGGUGUCACGGAUAGGUGGAACUGAUAGACAGCACUGAUAGGUGGCAAUGACUGGCAGCACUGCUGGGCUGCACUGAUGGGCACAGGUGGGGUGCACUGCUGGGCACAGGUGGGUGGAACUGCUGAGUGGCAUUGCUGGGCACCGAUCAUCAGGGCACUGAUCAUCAGUGCCCUGAUGAUCGGUGCCGAUCCCUGCUCUGACAACUGCCGGUUCUCGGCAGUACUUUCCUCAUGCUCUGACAGCGUGAGGAAAGUGCAGCCAAGAACCGGCAAUUGCAUUUCCCGGUAAUCAGCG
This is a messenger RNA of Staurois parvus, 301 nucleotides long. The record is from the annotation of a GenBank genome assembly. Lineage: Eukaryota; Metazoa; Chordata; Amphibia; Anura; Ranidae.